Moesziomyces antarcticus is the source of this 1263-nucleotide messenger RNA. Its product is annotated as FMN-linked oxidoreductase. The transcript has a single exon. Gene Ontology annotation, molecular function: FMN binding; oxidoreductase activity. The record is from RefSeq and is a predicted model, not a curated record. Bases 1 to 1263 code for a protein of 420 amino acids. Lineage: Eukaryota; Fungi; Basidiomycota; Ustilaginomycetes; Ustilaginales; Ustilaginaceae.
AUGUCGCACCUCGAAAUUCUCAAAAAGCCUGUCGUCUUCUCCAACGGCCUCUCUGCGCCCAAUGCGACGCUCAAGAGCGCCAUGACCGAGCGUCUCUGCACGUGGUCCGACACCGACUUCAAGAAGCGUGGCUGGCCCACGCCCGAGUACAUCCAGCUCUACAAGACGUGGGGCGAGGGCGAGAUCGGCACCAUCAUCCUCGGCAACAUUCCUUGCGACGCGCGCUUCCCCGAGGCUAAGAAGAACGCCUGCAUCGACCCCGAGAUCGCUUCGCACGACGAAUACGUCAAGGCUUACAAGCCCGUCAUCGAUGCCGCCAAGGCUCACGGCUCGCUGGUCAUCGCGCAGGUGACGCACGCCGGUCGACAAACCUCGGAAGAUGUUGCCCCCACGCCGGUCUCGUCGUCCGACGUGCAGUGCCCGCCAGGCAUGGGAAUGUCGUUCGGCAAGCCGCGUCCGCUCACCGUCGAUGAGAUCCACGACAUUGCGCGCCGCUUCGGUUUCGCUGCCAAGGUCCUCUACGAAGCGCAGUGCAACGGCAUUGAGCUGCACGCUGCACACGGCUACCUCCUCUCGCAGUUCCUUUCGCCCCGCGUCAACAAGCGAACCGACCAGUACGGCGGUGACCUCGAGGGGCGCUCGCGCAUCGUUUUCGAGAUCAUCGAGAGCAUUCGCAAGGCGGUGCCGGACCCCAAGUUCAUCAUCUCGAUCAAGAUCAACUCGGCCGACUUUGCCGAGGGUGGAUUCGAGGCCGAGGAGUCGUUCGUCAUUUCCAAGAAGCUCGAGGCUGCCGGCGUCGACCUGAUCGAGCUUUCGGGCGGCACCUACGAGAGCUCUGGCUUCGAGCACAAGAAGGAGUCGACCAUCGCACGCGAGUCGUUCUUCAUCGAGUUUGCCGAGCGCAUUCGACCGCACCUGACCACGACCAGACUUGCAGUCACGGGCGGCUUCCGCUCUUCCAAGGCGAUGGCCAAGGCAGUGGAGGAGAAGUCGUGCGACAUUGUCGGUCUCGCGCGACCCCUCUGUGGUGAACCGUACCUGAGCAAGGAGCUCCUCAGCGGUCAGAAGGAAAAAGCGAGGGUGACGCACCCGGACCUUCCCAAGGAGAUCGAGAUUGCUGCCUGCGUUGUCCAAAUCCACCAGGUCGGCAACGGCGCCACGCCAUGCGACACCUCGACCUCGGAAGGUGCCAAGUUUGCCACCAACGCCGUCAUGAAGCUCAGGGAGCCCCAGCACGGCGCCGAAAAGGAUCAGAAGCUGUAA